Hermetia illucens (black soldier fly) is the source of this 729-nucleotide messenger RNA. RefSeq lists its product as uncharacterized. Lineage: Eukaryota; Metazoa; Arthropoda; Insecta; Diptera; Stratiomyidae. Gene Ontology annotation, cellular component: extracellular region. Gene Ontology annotation, biological process: defense response to bacterium. The coding region runs from base 79 to 411 and encodes 110 amino acids. The record is from RefSeq and is a predicted model, not a curated record. The transcript is spliced from 2 exons.
UUAAAAACCAGUAAGGCAUUGGUCACAUGUGAUUAUUUACAUUGUUCAAACCACUUGGUCGGUCAGUACGUGUUUAAUAUGCCUCGCGAGAGUAUGGGUGUAGGAAAGCUGAUUGGAUUUCUGAUGAUACUAGUGUUAUUACCCCUAAUAACUGCGGCUCCAGUGGAAAAUAGGGAUCAACAUUUUCGUGACCAUCACAUUCGGCAUAAACGACAAUUUGAUUUCUCCAUAAGUGCAGAGCAUGCAGACGAGGAGGGUACCGACAUCUUCGCAGAAGCUACAGCGCGACUAUGGGAAAGUCAGGACGGAAAUACCAGAGUUGAUGGAUCAGCAAAAGUGACGCACCACUCCGGGCCGUUUUCCUCCUUCGCUGACGAUUAUCGCUUGGCGCUCAAGAUAGUCUUUAUGUGAAUAAGGAAGUAUUUAUAAAUGUGUAAUAUAAGUUUUUCUCUGAUUCAUUGGAGCUUCUAUAAAACAACUUCUAUACAACAAAACUUUCAUAAAGUAAUAUUUGUGCACAUUUUUUAGUGAUAUUCCAUCGCUACGCCAACAUGUAACAAUUUAUCAAUGAAUGUAAAGAAGCUAAUUUGCGAUUCUCUUAUUUAGUGAUAAUCUUUUGACCUUGACAUAAGAAACGUGAAAUGCGUGUUUUUUUAUUAUCUAGUGGAAAAAUUAUAAAUAUAAAUAGACUUAGAGAAGCUGUAAAUAAAACACAUGAGCUUAGCGGAA